CCAAUCUUUCCUUCUCAGCAGAGGAGAUGUGGAGUCUGAGGGGAAGGGACCAAGGGGCUGCAGAAAGGAUCUUACAGUGGAGAGGAGGGGGCCAUCCAAUGAUCCACUCAUCAAUCAAAUCAAAGAGGAAAGAGGAGGGCUUGGCAAAAGCAUCUAAAUACUCUUGCAGUGGAGAAAAUACAUGGUAGCCAAAAGCUCAUUAAUUGAGCAGAGAAAAGAUGGCAAGAAUCAAUAUCUGGCAGUUGAGGGCAGACACAUUGGAAAUAAGGCAUAAAUAUUUUACCAGGAGGAGCGAUUAAUCAUCAGAAGAAAAGUGGAGCAGCAGAGGUGGGGUCAGCCCCUCUUUGCCUUUUGCAUCACAACCUGCAGAGUUUCUCCCACAGCCCCGAGGCUGGGCCAGCAAGAGGGACUGGAUCGAACCACACCGAGGCCCUGAUUGGGUGAUUUAAUUAGAGGAUGAUGCAUUUAUCUCUCAUCAUGGUGGAGCCAUGGAUAAGAGUGCCCCGAUGGCUCUUUCUGAGCAACACCCAUGAAAUCCCUGGUGGCACUUGGCAGAUGCUUCUUUUACCUUUGUCUCUUGGUCACCAGUGGUUUUAUUCUCACAGAUCUGUGGUGAAGGCUCUUCUUGGUGUCCAGCAGAACAGACUGAGAUUCAGGAAAACAAAUGUCAGUGAGCAUCCCAGCAUGCUGGGGGAAAGAGCUGGUUCAGGGCUUGUUUGUCCACCUGUGGGUCAGAGCAUCCCCAGCCUGGCAUCCUUGGGACACGUGUGCUUAGGAGAAAGAGAUAAAGGUCACAGGGCUGUGGCUGCUUCCAUCUCCUCCCCUUCUCCUUUCCUUUCUUUUUCUCCUGCUUCCUCUCCUUUCCUUUCCUUCCUCCUGCUGUUCUCUCCCGGUCUCCCAUGUGAUGGGGUUGGUGCUGUUGGUUAUAAGGGGUGCAGAUGUGGCUCAGCAGCCCACAUGCAAACAUCAGGACCGUGUUGCAGAACCUCUGAGCCUUCCAAACCCAGCACACUGCGAGCAGCCGACGUCUCUGAGCCACCCAGGACCUCUCUCCUCUUGCUCUCUCAGAAACGUGACAGACGCCUGCCCAGGAUGAUGCACAACGAGGAGCAAAGAUUGUUUUGAGAAGGAGGAUAAAUGGAAGGGAAAAAGGCACGUGAGAAGGAUGGCAAGCUGUGCUUCAUGACCACCUCCCGCACCAUGUUUUACGGGCCGUCCUCCACCAUGGCUCCGCCGUCCAAGAGCCGCCUGAAGCGCCAGAGCCGCCUCUUCUCCCAGGUGCUGUACCGCACCCUCAGCUACAAGGACCGCAGCGCGGCCUCCCCGGCGGCCGCCGAGGACGACCCGGCCGAGCUCUCCACCCAGCUCUCGGCCCCCGGAAUCCUCAAAAUCUUCGGGGGCAACAUCUGUGCGGGCACCAACUACAAGAGCGUGCUGGUGACGGGCAGCUCGGGGGCGCGGGAGCUGGUGAAGGAGGCCCUGGAGCGCUACGGCCUGAGCCAGCUCAGCGCCGCGCAGUACGCGCUCUGCGACGUCAUCGGCCGCUUCCAGGGCCCCGACAAGCAGUGGCACACGGAGGGGCUCAGGGUGCUGGGCGACCACGAGAAGCCACUGCUCAUCCAGGACCUCUGGAAGCCCAGGGAGGGCUUCUCGCGCCGGCUGGAGCUGCGCAGGAGGGCGGAGGUGGAGGAGAUGGCGGCCAGGGAUGUGGAUACCACCACGGCAGGCAUCAACGCCCAAGCGCGGAAGCUGCAGCGGCACCGGGCGCGGGGGGCCCGGCGGGCGGCGGGGGCUGAGCGGCGCGGGCCCCCCCCGGCCCUGCGGCGCAGCCUCAGCGAGACCAGCCUGGGGACCCCGGUUCGGCGGGCAGGGAGCGGGGCCGGGGCCGGCAGCGGGGCCGGCAGCGGGGCCCGGCUCCAGCGGCACUGCUCCACCCUGCCCGGCAGCCCGGCGGCGGCGCGGAGCGGCGGCAGCAGCAUGCGGUACUCCCUCUACCAGUCCCCGCACCUCCUGCUCCUGCAGGGCUACAGCCAGCAGCAUGACAGCCUGGUGUACCUGCUGAACCGCGAGCAGCACACGGUGGGCCAGAGGACACAGGCGAGCAAGCCCAGCAUCAGCCUGUCAGCCCCCGACAUCCUGCCCCUGCACUGCACCAUCAGGAAGCUCCGACCUUCGCGGCAUCGCUCGGACGAGAAGCUGGUGCUGGAGCCCAUCGCCGGCGCUGGCAUCGCCGUCAACUUCUCCGAGGUGGCCCGGACGGUGGUGCUGCGACACGGGGACCUGCUGUCCCUCGGCCUCUACUACCUGCUCCUCUACAAGGAUCCCAUGAAGGCGCAGCCGCUGCCGGCGCAGACCCUGCUGAGGCUGCGAGCCCUGCACCCCGAGGGUCCCCACGUGUGCGGGGCGUGUGGCAGCCUGCUCAGGGAGAAGGACCCUGCUGCCAAAAAGCGGGGCCCCUCGCCCAGGACGCCCCGCAGGAGGCUGCAGCUGGAGUUCGAGCCGGCGGCCGAGGAUGUGCUCCUGCGGCGCAUCAUGACCCUGAUCGAGCCCGGAGGGGAUGACCACAAGCUGACACCCGCCUUCCUGCUCUGCCUCUGCAUCCAGCACUCGGCCACCAACUUUGAGCCAGGAGACUUCGGGCAGCUGCUGCUCAAAGCGGCCAAAAUGAUCCAGAGGACGGUGUGGGAGCGGACACGGGAGCUGGCUGAAAAGCAAUCCCAGCACCAGGACCCUGCCACGCUGUCCCGCUUCACCAUCACAGACCUUCUGCCAGACCUGCAGCACAUCAUCUUCUGGAUGGCCAACGCCAUCGAGAUCCUCUACUUCGUCCAGCAGAAAUCACCCACCUACAUCCAGAGCAUGGAGGAAGAGCUGGACAUCAAAGGCUCCAAGGAGUCUCUGUUCUCCUCGACCAUCACGGCCAGCGAGGAGGCGAUGACGGUGCUGGAGGAGGUGAUCAUGUACACCUUCCAGCAGUGUGUCUACUACAUCUCCAAGUGUCUGUACGUGUCGCUCCCUGCCCUGCUGGAGUGCAACCCCUUCCAGAGUGAGUGCCGGGAGAGCUGGCGGGGCACCCCGCCGCUGCCCGAGGAGCUCCGCAGGGUCGUGCUCAUCUACCAGGCUGUGCUGGACCUGCUCCACCAGUACGAAGUGCACCCUGAGAUCACCUCCCAGAUGUUUGCCUACCUCUUCUUCUUCUCCAACACCCUGCUCUUCAACCAGCUGCUGGAUAAGGGCUCCUCUCUGGGCUGCUACCACUGGUCUCAGGGGGUGAAGCUGCGGGCCAGCGUGCGGCUGCUCCUGGACUGGCUGCGCAGCGCUGGCUUCGAGCAGCUCUCCCAGCAGUUCUUCGCCAAACUCGCCAGCGUGGCCAACCUGCUGGCCAUGCCUGGCUCCCAGCUGGUGCAGAUGACCUGGUCAUCCCUGCGAGCUGAGUUCCCAGCACUGAGCCCUGCACAGCUGCACCGGGUGCUGAGCCAGUGCCAGGCAGUGAUGGACGUGGGCUGCAUCUCAGCCUGGCAGCCCAGUGAGGAGGAGAGCCCAGCCACCUUCCAGCCUGAUGAGAUGCUGGAAUCCUUUGACAACCACCCACCCAUCAUCCUGCCCAGCGGGGGAUUCAAAGUGGACCUGGAGGUGGAGACGUUGGACGACAACAUCUACAGACACCUCCUGUACAUCCGCCACUUCCUCUGGAGCCUGCAGAGCAGGAGCCCCCACACCAGCGAGGGGUCAGGCUCAGCACUCCCAAAGAAAGAGGCAUGCACGACGCCGGAGGUGCUGGAGGUGAGCGAGGUCCCGGCGGCCGCCCUGGGCAGCACCAUCGCCCCGGAGGAUUAUUGCUCCCUGGGCGGCUGUGCCGAGCCGGAGGGCAACCCCCAGCUCUGCCUGGCCACCAGCGAGCCCCCCGCCGGCGAGCCGCAGCUCCAGGAGAAGCUCAAGCAGCUGCAGCUGGGCAGGAGUCCUGUCCCCAAGGGCAGCACGGCACCCACGGACUCCUCCUGCCUGCUCACACCGCCCACCACCCCCCUGAACUUCGACUCCGGCAGCCCGGAGUCCCCGCAGGGCACGGGCAAAGGGCUGCAGGACCCCCGGAGGAACGGCAUGAACGGCACCAAAGGCAGCACCCCCGAAGGCUGCUCGCCGACCCCCUAUGACUACCCCACGCCGGAAUCCUCCAGCCGCAGCUCGGCCACCGACGACUUCUGCUACGUGUUCGUGGUGGAGCUGGAGAGGGGACCCAUCGGGCUGGGCAUGGGGCUGAUCGACGGCGUGCACACACCUCUGUGCUCCCCGGGGAUCUACAUCCGCACGCUGAUCGAGGACAGCCCCGCGGCUGCCGACGGCAGGCUCUCCAUCGGGGACCGCAUCCUGGCUGUCAACGGCACCAGCCUCAUCGGGGCAGACUACCAGAGUGCCGUGGACCUCAUCCGCUCCGGAGGGAAAAAGCUGCGGUUUCUGGUUGCCAAGUCGGACAUUGAAAUAGCCAAAAAAAUCAGUUCCAGCUCCUCUUCCUCUUAGUCCUUGUGGUCCAAGGAUCCUUCUGCAGCAGCUUGUGGCUACAGCUCUGGUUAAGGCUGACCUCAGGGAGCCUGGAGUGUGAGAGGACCAGGACUCCCCAACAGCCCUCGAUGUGCUUUUGGACACUUUGCCCCUGCACUGCAGCUGAUGAAAGGACACACAAGGAUGGUGCACGCUUCUCCCACUGCACUGGCUGGGAGCAUCAUUCCUGAUCCAUUGCCCAGCUUCACCUUAUACCCAGUGCUGUCCUUCUCAGGAGCUUUCCUGUUCCUUUGUCCCCUCUGGCAGGGGGAGGGAAGGGAAUGCUCCCAUCAUGGGGACUUGUAGGCAGGCUCCUCUUUUCCUCUAGGCUGACAGCCCUGCGUGAUAUUUCAUGCUGGCAGGCAGAAGGCUUGAAAUAACUUUGGGUUUUGAAGAGAACACGUGGGGCAGGCCUGGGCUUCGCUGUGGCAGUGGCCACCUGAGGUGCUGGCACGUCAGGCUGGAAAAGUGUGCCCAGCUCUGGGAGUGGUGAAGGCAGCACAAGCACCCAGGAGUGGGAUUCCACACAGGAUGCAUGGCCAGGAGUUAAUUCCUGGUGCCAUACACUAGCUCAGGUGCCUUUCUGCUGCUGGGCUGCAGCCCUGCCUCAGGAUGGGAAGCAGCUCAAGCAAAGGGCUGACACCACCAGCAGUUCCUGCGAGUCCUGGGGAGAGCUCUCUGCAGAGAAGGACUCCCUUGCCCUUGCUCUGCAGAUUUACUGCCCGGCUCUGGCACCACGAUCCCGGCUGAACUGAUGUCCUGCCAGGACUGAUGGCAGGAUGUUCCCACGGAGGAUUGGUGCCACCAGGAACCUGAGUGAGCCCAGCAGCACUCGGCACUGCCACCAGCCCAGGCAGACAAAUGACAGCUUGGCACCAUGUCCUGCUCCUCCUCCUCCAGCUUUGCCAGCCCAUUGCAAGCCACCCUGUUUCGUGCCGUGCUCGGAGCAUCUCCCAGACGUGUGUCGCUGAAAUGCCGACAGGUGAUGAUGGGCAGCGGAGACUCCCUUUGGGAGGACCUGUGAAUAUCCCAGAACUGCUCUGCUGCCGAGCCGGGUGUCAGCUCAGCCGAGGGCUCAGCUCCAUCGUGUGGCUACCCUGGGCUCCGCACGCCCAGCCUCCUGCCCGCCGAGCCCGUCUGCUUUUAGCACCAUUAACGGGAUAAACCCGACCUGAUUUCCACAUAUAGACAGAUACCGAGACCUAGUUUAGCCGAACGCUAUUAAAACAGCCUGCAGCAAACCUUCCAUCACACCUUGCACGGUCCAGGCUCUGGCAGUGCAUCAGAUACUCACAUGGCAUCUCACAACAACAGAGCUCUGAGGAGUGUGAUGCUAAAACAGGGUUGGCUUUAAUUACACCUUGCUGCUGCAGUUUUGGCUCCUGUGCUUAGUCUUGCACGUUGCAGGAGGAGAGAGAUGUCAAAACACUCCAUGCAAGGGAAAUGCUCCACUACUGGAUUUCAAUGCAGCCUGGCCUGCUUUUCUAGGCAAGAUGGACCAGGCACCUUCUCUGAGACACGAGUGCCUUGCUGCUCUGCUGGGCCAUGCUCACAGCCCUGGUGUGGGGUGCUGCCCCAGCAGGGACUGGGAGCAGUGCAUCCUCCUGCCACUGACUCAGCUCUACCAGGCAGGUGAGCAAAGGCUCAGGGCUCCUGGUGAUUCACUUCACUUUCAAGCAAGUAGGUAUGCUGGCCUGUCAUCCUCCACAGAACUUGAAAUGGGCUUCCUAAAGCCCCUGGGCAAACUGCAUGCACUCCUUAAUCCCCUCUGCCCCAGAGCCAGGGCUUGGGGGGAGGCUUGGUUUGCACUAGACAGUGUUGAGGCUGCAUCCUGGCACGUUCCAGCAGUACCAGUGCAACCCACUGAGCACCCCUGGAGCUGGAAAACAGCCCCAGGGCUGUGUGUCGUUCACAGUGCAGUCAGGUAUUGAAACAGACUGUAAAUAAACCCUGCUAUUUACUAGUGUGCAUGAGGGCUGGCUUCUCUCAGGAGGAGUGGGAUGGAUUGACUUCCCUGUGUGUUAAUAUGUACAGCUGAGAUGUGUAUAAAGCUCUGGUGCAGAUACUGAGCACAGCAUGGCGCCUGUCGGACACGGUGGAUGUUAAGAAAUGCUCUGUGUCAACAAUAAACUGGAUCAAUAAAUCUCUCUAAGCCCUGCUCUGGCA
Molecule: messenger RNA, 6705 nt
Organism: Catharus ustulatus (Swainson's thrush)
Lineage: Eukaryota; Metazoa; Chordata; Aves; Passeriformes; Turdidae
Gene: RADIL
Product: Rap associating with DIL domain
Exons: 15
Coding region: 1138-4518 (1126 amino acids)
Biological process (GO): neural crest cell migration; substrate adhesion-dependent cell spreading; signal transduction
Cellular component (GO): microtubule
Molecular function (GO): GTPase binding
Source: RefSeq, a predicted model, not a curated record